Molecule: messenger RNA, 1559 nt
Organism: Contarinia nasturtii (swede midge)
Lineage: Eukaryota; Metazoa; Arthropoda; Insecta; Diptera; Cecidomyiidae
Product: venom carboxylesterase-6-like
Exons: 9
Source: RefSeq, a predicted model, not a curated record
GUACAUAAGAGGUCAAAUGCAUAAAACAUUCAUAAGACAAGUGCCAUAUUUCGAAUUCAAAGGCAUACCAUUCGCCAAGCCGCCCAUUGGAAAUCUUCGAUUCAAAGCGCCCGAACCGAUAGAUCCAUGGAAACCGAAAACAAUUGAUGCAUUCGAAUUUGGUAAUGCAUGCAUGCAAGAUUCAACACGAAAUUUAUAUGUCAGCGAAAAUUGCCUCUAUUUGAAUAUCUUCGCUCCAGCGAAUACAAAUACCGAAAAGUUAGCAGUGAUGGUUUUUGUGUAUGGUGGUUCUUUUGUGUAUGGCGCAGCACAGGAGUUCGGUCCAACAUUUUUGAUGGAACAAAAUGUAAUUCUUGUUACAUUCAAUCAUCGUGUUGGAGCAUUUGGGUUUUUAUCACUUGGGACGAGGGAGUAUUCAGGAAAUAUGGGAUUGAAAGAUCAACAAUUGGCGUUUAAAUGGGUGCACAAGAAUAUCGAACACUUUGGCGGCGAUAAUACACGAAUCACCAUUAUGGGACACAGUGCAGGAGCUGUUUCAGCACUGACACACCUUUUUAACGACGAAUCUCGAACAUAUUUUCAAAGUGUCAUUUCCAUAAGCGGUGUGAUGCUUCAUUCAUACCCAACCGGCAAUCACAAGUGCAUUUUUUAUGAAAUCGCACGGAAUUUGACACAAACAAUUACCAAUGACACGGAAUUGAUUGAAUUCGUUACGACGAUGCCAGCACAACAGCUUUUAAGUUAUACACUUCAACCGUUUUUGCUUGAAACUUUAUUGCACUUCCCCGUUUGGGGACCGAAAAUGGAAGAUAAAAACGAUAUUCGACCCAUAAUCACCAUGGAUCCACACAAAGUUCUCCAAAAUGGACAUUUUCACAAUAAGAGCAUUUAUUUCACACACACCAGUCGGGAAAUGUUUUUAUUCGAAUCCGAAGAGAGUUUAAAAUAUGAAAAUGUGCAGAAUGCAAUCGACACAUUUGAUGAUAUCCAUUUGCCGCAUUAUGCGUUCGAUUUGGCCGCAAUCGCAAACAUUCCGCUCAAUUCCAAACCAUAUCUUAAAAAUCUACUCAACAAAGUCAGAAACUACUACUUUGAAAAUGUGUCCGGUGAAUACGACACGGUUCUAAAGUACGUCGAUAUGCAGUCAGAUUUCGUUCUUAAUUAUUACAUGGACAAAAGCACUCAACAAUUUCUCUCAAGCGCACCAUCAAUAUACUAUUCGCGUUUUUCAGUUGAUUCAACAUUGAAUAUGGCCAAACAAAGGAUGAAUCUUACACUACCCGGUGCUUCCCACGCCGAUGACCUUUGUUAUAUAUUUAUGUGUCACUCCGUCGAAAGUCUCUACAAAUACAUAGUGGCAACUAAAAGUACCAACAUCAAUAGUUCCGUCAGUUUAACGGCAAUCGAUCGUAUGACAAAGUUAUUCGGCAACUUUGUAAAAUAUGGCAAUCCAACGAUUAACAAUGAUCCGGUGCAUGGUGUCAAGGAAGUUGGGUGGGGCCAAUUAAACUAUCUUGAUGUGACGAAUGAUGGAUUGCAAGUGGAUCAAUCACCAAGUG